AUGUCUUCCUCAAUCUCGACCAGCUCCGGUAGCAAGCCUAUCGAUCCAUACAAGGCCAAGAACCUCGAUCCCGAGGCACCACUCAAGGAUAAGGUCGAGGGUCUCGUCAAUUUCAUCACUGAUCUCAAGUACGGAAUGCUCACCACGAAGGCCUCGGACAGCGAGCGGCUGUCAUCGCGAGCAAUGGCUCUUGCGGGAACGGAGAGCGGUGGCGUCGAUCUGAUUUUUCACACCAACCUCUUCUCUGGAAAGACAAUGGACCUUACGGCACACCCAACGGAGACAAACAUCUCGUUCCUUGAUGUGGCAUCUGGUGCAUGGGCUUCUGUCUCCGGAACGGCUACCAUUCUCUCUAAUAAGGAAGUGGUUCAAAAAUUCUAUUCCCCAUCUCUCAAGGCAUGGCUGGGCGACUUAGGUGAUGGUGUGCAUGAUGGUGGUCCCUCCGAUCCCCGAAUCGGUGUCAUCAAAGUGGAAGCCAAAUCAGCUAUACAUGUCUCCCCUCGCAAAGGAAUGAUCGGCAGGGCAGUAGAUGCCGGCAAGGGGAUUGUCAAGGGAGAUGUUCCUCCCAUCAAUAAAAUCCACGAAAUUCGGACAGAAGAGCUGGCCGAAUGGCGUCGCACUCAUCCGGAGUGA
Molecule: messenger RNA, 633 nt
Organism: Talaromyces atroroseus
Lineage: Eukaryota; Fungi; Ascomycota; Eurotiomycetes; Eurotiales; Trichocomaceae
Product: Protein bli-3
Exons: 3
Coding region: 1-633 (210 amino acids)
Source: RefSeq, a predicted model, not a curated record